Molecule: messenger RNA, 726 nt
Organism: Salvia splendens (bonfire salvia)
Lineage: Eukaryota; Viridiplantae; Streptophyta; Magnoliopsida; Lamiales; Lamiaceae
Product: metalloendoproteinase 2-MMP
Exons: 1
Coding region: 1-726 (241 amino acids)
Biological process (GO): proteolysis; extracellular matrix organization; collagen catabolic process
Cellular component (GO): extracellular matrix
Molecular function (GO): zinc ion binding; metalloendopeptidase activity
Source: RefSeq, a predicted model, not a curated record
AUGGAAUACGCACGUGCUCACGUGCAUUUCGGAGCAUCCCAAGGUGAUAUCCUGAAAGAGGCCAUCUUAACCUUCCAGAUGAAUUUCGGGCUGAGCCAGACCGGCGAACUCAACGACGAGACCAUGUUGAAGAUACUCAUCCCCCGGUGCGGCGUCUCCGACAUCAUCGACGGCGUCAACAGCAUGAUACUCCUCAGCCGCAAAUGUAAUAAGACGGAAGCAGAGUUUCCGUCUUAUUAUGAAUUCUUCAGGGGGAGGCCGAGGUGGCCUUACACCCGCCUCUCCUACUCCUACAUCAGCGGCUUCCCGGAGAGGGCCAAGCCCUUCAUGGAGGCGGCCUUUGCGCAGUGGGCCAACGUGUCGGUUUUCACCUUCUACGAGAACCUAGGCUUCUUCGAGAGUGACAUCGUGAUCGGGUUUUUCAGGGGAGCCCAUGGCGAUGGGAAGCCGUUCGACGGGCCGAGGGGGGUGCUGGCACACGCUUUCAAGCCGGAUGAUGGGCGUCUCCACUUCGACGCGGACGAGAAAUGGUCGUUAAAGAAGAGUUAUGUUGACGGGAUUCACUUUGAAACGGUGGCGACGCACGAGCUUGGGCAUAUACUUGGGCUGGGUCACAGCGACGAAAUUGAAGCUCUCAUGUAUCCCACUAUUUCAACGGGCCAGGUUAAGAAGUUACAUGUCGAUGACAUCUAUGGAAUUUCUGUACUCUACCCUCCUCCCUUUUAA